AUGGCUGCCAACACGUAUCGGAAUCGACUACGUAUUGGCCCACUCUUUGAACUGCCAUUCAUCCACCAGCCUAGGACAAAGAUCUGCCCAUCUUCGGAACUCGAUUUGAAUCAGCUCGAUUGGAGUGACUACUUCAAGAGAAUAAUGGCCUCAGCAGACAAGGCCGCCCUGAAAGCGGAGAAGGGGGCGGAGGAGGCCGCUAAGAGAGCAGAGAGGCUGAGUCGAGAAGUCGAGAAGAUUUCAUCAGAUACAACCUCGGCCACUGCACCCACUCCCAACGCCGCUGCGAUUCCUUCUUUUGAAGAAUUAGCUGGACAUAUGGCCACGGCUAGAUUUUGGCUCCUUGCACUCCUCAUCAUCAUCAACAAUGUCAUUGUCGGAUGGCUACUGCAUCUCGGCAAACCAGAGACCAAACCAGAGACUAGAUUCCAACAGCGAGCACCUUCGCCUGGUCACACCGAGCAGAACCUCGCCUGCCUGGAAUCCUGCAUUACAACACGCCCUCGCCGGAUCUUCGCCACCGUUCUCUGCAGAACUUUCAUGGGUCUAUACUUGCUCCAAAGCUACUGGGCUCUGAACGCAAUUUUGCGGCUGUCCUGGAUCACGUUGGGGGAGGCGUUGAAGGAGUCAAACCCUUGGUUUGCUAUCUUUAUGAUCCUGAUGGCAGUUGCAAAUCUGGUUAUAUCGGGCGGAGGGACAGGCGUCUGUCUUUAUCUGGCUCUGAGUCAGCAGCUCGCAUUGGACGGCGCGUUGGCCUUGCUACCGGUCCACGUCGAUGUGGGCAGCGACUCUGUCCGCGAUGACGAAGAGAAGUCGAGACACGAUGCACAUGGCGCGAGAGGGCAGGAAGAAACGGAUGAGAUAUCUGUGGAAUUAGAGUCGGAAGGAGAUUGGGAGAAGGACGGGUUUUAG
Molecule: messenger RNA, 912 nt
Organism: Fusarium vanettenii 77-13-4
Lineage: Eukaryota; Fungi; Ascomycota; Sordariomycetes; Hypocreales; Nectriaceae
Exons: 2
Coding region: 1-912 (303 amino acids)
Source: RefSeq, a predicted model, not a curated record